Molecule: messenger RNA, 1107 nt
Organism: Prunus armeniaca (apricot)
Lineage: Eukaryota; Viridiplantae; Streptophyta; Magnoliopsida; Rosales; Rosaceae
Source: the annotation of a GenBank genome assembly
AUGAGGUCCUCAUGCAGACAAGAGGAAGAAGAAAUGGAGAAUGAAGAAAUUGGUGAACAAGAAAUAGAUGAAGAUUUGGAUGAAGAAUUUGAUGAAGGCAUUAAGAUUUUACUUAUGGAAACUCAAACAUUAAUACAGGUGCUACAUCAGUCAGAGGGGGAUGAAGGACAUAUGGAGCGUCCGCUAACUCGACGACGAAUUACUACCGUUGGAUAUGAUUAUAUACAUCAGGCAUUGAACGAGGAUCCCGCAAUUUUCCGACAGGACACAAGAUAUAUUUGUGUUGAAGAAAUGCUAGCAGCAUUUUUACAAGUUGUCGGUCAAAAUUCUAGAUAUUGUGUCAUUCGUAAAACAUUUGGGCGAUCACAAUUCGCCACAAGUGAAAAUUUUCACAAAGUUUUGAGGGCUUUGAAUACAAUAGCAUCUGAGUUGAUGGCUAAACCAGGAUCGGGAGUGCCAUCUAAAAUAAGAGAAAGUACAAGGUUUUAUCCUUAUUUCAAGGAUUGCAUUAGAGCUAUUGAUGAGACACAUAUUCCAACAAUAGUGAGGGUACGCGAUGUCAACAACUAUCGUAAUCGACAUGGAAAUAUAUCCCAAAAUGUAUUAGCGGCUUGCAAUUUUGAUUUGGAAUUCAUGUAUGUCCUUAGCGGAUGGGAGGGUUCGGCUCAUAAUUCAAAAGUGUUAAGUGAUGCUCUAUCAAGGAGGAAUGGUCUUAAAGUUCCUCAAGGUCAUGGUUGUGAUCCUGAAAAUGAAAAUGAGUUGUUCAACCUUCGCCAUGCGUCCUUAAGGAAUGUGAUCGAGAUGAUAUUUGGUAUUUUUAAAUCGCGAUUCACAAUUUUUAAGUCAGCUCCUCCAUUUCUAUUUAAAACACAAGCAGAGAUAGUGUUGGCAUGUGCAGCAUUACAUAACUUUCUUCGUAAGGAGUGUCGUUCCGAUGAAUUUCCUAUUGAGCCAACUGAUGAAUCUUCAUCAUCUUCAUCCUCAUCAAUACCAGUUGAUGAAGAGGACAAUUUUGAGCAGAUUUAUCAAACCCAAGACCAACAAAGAGAGGAUGCUAAUACAUGGAGAGCUAGCAUAGCUUCAGCUAUGUGGAGAGAUGUUAUCUAG